This is a messenger RNA of Cyprinus carpio (common carp), 1340 nucleotides long. Its product is annotated as visinin-like protein 1. Gene Ontology annotation, molecular function: calcium ion binding. Lineage: Eukaryota; Metazoa; Chordata; Actinopteri; Cypriniformes; Cyprinidae. The record is from RefSeq and is a predicted model, not a curated record.
GGAAACGAAACCGCUCCAUUCAUCCUCCUCAUCACAGAGAAGAAACAAAUAGGUGGCGGUUCUCUGUUGAAGUACACUUUACACCUCCAACAGCGAGACUACAAGUCACUUUGAGCGAUAAAUAAAAGACCGGAUACUUUUCUCACGACAUUUGGAUAGGUGUAGAAAGAUGGGGAAACACAACAGCAAGCUUGCUCCUGAGGUGCUUGAAGACUUGACCAAGAGUACAGAGUUCAACGAAGCUGAGCUGAAGCAGUGGUACAAGGGGUUCCUGAAGGACUGUCCAUCUGGCAUCCUCAAUCUGGAAGAGUUCCAGCAACUCUAUGUCAAGUUCUUUCCUUAUGGCGACGCUUCAAAAUUCGCCCAGCAUGCCUUUCGGACAUUUGACAAAAACGGCGAUGGUACCAUUGACUUCAGGGAGUUCAUCUGUGCGCUGUCCAUCACUUCCAGGGGAAGUUUUGAACAGAAACUCAACUGGGCCUUCAACAUGUAUGACCUGGACGGAGAUGGCAAGAUCACACGCAUGGAAAUGCUGGAGAUCAUUGAGGCAAUCUACAAGAUGGUUGGGACAGUGAUCAUGAUGCGUAUGAACGAGGAUGGGCUGACCCCACAACAGCGUGUGGACAAAAUCUUCAGCAAGAUGGACAAGGACCACAACGAUGAGAUCACGCUGGAGGAGUUCAAAGAGGCGGCCAAGAGUGACCCCUCCAUUGUUCUUUUACUGCAGUGUGACAUGCAGAAGUAAGGAAGGAGAGCAGGAAGAUGAGUGAAGUGGGCUGGGGGGUGUAGGGAGGGGAGGAGAACUAUGUACAGACUUCUAGAGAGAUGUAGGUAAUAGAUAAUGAGAGAAAAUGUACAUACAGUUGAACAUAAGUUAGACUGCAUGCUAAUCUUGGGAAUGUUAAGGGAAUGAUUAUGGCCAUUUGGAAUGAUUAGUCAAAGUAAUGCAAGAGAGAGUCUUUUCCACCCUGUAUCACUUAUUACACAUUCUGUCUGCUUUCCAGCCUCUAGAGAGAGUCAGAAAGUUCAAAAGAUUGAAUCUUUAAUACAAGACAUUUCUUUCCUCAAAAAGGUCACUUCUGAGCCAACUAACUCUCAACAAUUUAAUGUAAUAAUUACAAAAAAUUAAAUGAUAAUAACAUUUUUUAAAGAUACAAAAGGCAAAGGAUUUUAGCAUUUUUAGGCCUGAAAUUAUAUAAGGGAUACACAAUAUAUCAAUAUAUCAAUUAAUAUGGUGUACAAACAAUUUUCACUCAGAAAUUGCCAGUACGUUUCACAAAUAACGACAAAGAAAUGGCAAACAAGACAUAAAUUAAAUGUAAAAAUUCAAAGUAGAAAGA